GCUCGGCCAGGCCCGGGGCUGCCGUCCCUCCCAUCGGGGCGGGGACGGGCCGCGUAGAUACCGGGAAAGCUCCUGCCCAAGUUUCGAUUGUGGUAGCAGCAGCCGCGGCCAUGGCGGAGUCGGGAUUGUCAGUGCUGGAGGAAGAACUGACCUGCUCCAUCUGCCUCUGCCUCUUCAGCAGCCCCGUGACCGUACCCUGCGGGCACAACUUCUGCGCCUCCUGCCUGCAGCGCUUUUGGGCCGGGGUGUCGGAGAACUUCAGCUGCCCGCAGUGCCGGGCUACUUUCAUGGGCCGCCCGCAGCUGCAGAAGAACACGGUGCUGUGCCGGCUGGUGCAGCAGCUCCAGGGCUGCACCGAGGCCGAGGAAGAGAAGGAGGAGGAGAAGGAAGAGGGCCCUGUGCUCUGCGACACCUGCCUGCAGGCACCCGCCGUGCGGACCUGCCUCACCUGCACCGCGUCCUUCUGCGAAGAGCAUCUGCGGCCGCACCAGGAGAGCCGGGCCUUCCGCGACCACCAGCUCUGCCCGCCGCUGCGCGACCUGCAGCAGCGCAAGUGCCCGCAGCACAACAAGCUCUUCGAGUUCUUCUGCAGCCAGCACGGCAGCUGCAUCUGCUCCCUCUGCCUCCUCGGACACAAGUUGUGCAACACCAGCCCCCUGGAGCUGGCCAAAGCCAGUGCCGAGGCGGCACUGAAGAAGAGACUCACAGAGCUGUAUAAUCAGAAUGAAAAAGCUACUCGGGCAAUGAACACUUUGAGAAUGAACCAAGGCCAAGCUGCUGAGACAAUUUCCAAACAGAAGGAUAUGAUCCUAAGUAAGUUUUCAGAAAUUAAAGCUUUAAUUGAAGAAAGAGAAAUUCAGAUCUUGAAAGCAGUUGCAGAUGAAGAAAACAGAGUUUCAAGUAAGUUUGAAUAUAUUUAUGGCAUUCUGGGAAGUAAGAAGAAUGAAAUUCAGACUCUCUCUGAUCAGAUUGAGAUGGCACUGACUGAAGUUGAUGACCUUCUGUUUUUGAAGAGAGCAACAGCACUACAAAAAACAUCAAUAAAAGAUGCUUUUGUUCCUGUGGUUGAAAUAGACCAAAACAUGAUACAGUCCUCUUACCAGUCUGCCGUUAACCUUAAAGACACUGUGAAACUUUCAGUGAUGCCAUCUGAGGAGAAAAAUGUGGAAGCAGGAGAAACACCUGGAAAAACUAAGGCCCCUCCUGGGGCUCCUCGAAACAAAAACGUAAAAAAGCCUGCAGGACCGCAGCAUACCCACAAAGAGAACACCCCUCAGCAGACCCAAGCCACUUUGCCAGGGGAGGCAGACAGCAAGGAGAAAAAGAAACCUGCUAAAGCUGCACCAGCCACGGGAACACCAACUGCUGCAGCUGCCGUCCAAGUUAAAGAGCUUCUUGACAUCUUCCUGAAGAAAUCCAGAGAGGAGCUUUUGCAGUAUGCUGCUAACGUCACGCUGGAUUACAACACAGCUCAUAACAAAGUGAUUCUGUCUGACAGACACACCAAGAUGUCUGUCUCAGACACCCCCAUGAAGUAUAACCAGCUCCCUCAGCGCUUCACUGAUUGUUACCAAGUGCUGGGGUUCCAGUCCUUCAAGAGAGGCGUUCACUACUGGGAAGUGGAAAUGCAACAGAACAACUUCUGUGGCAUUGGCAUCUGCUAUGGCAGCAUGGAGCGGAACGGGCCGGAGAGCCGCCUGGGCCGGAACAGCCGUUCUUGGUGUAUUGAGUGGUUUAAUAACAAAAUAUCGUCCUGGCAUAAUGAUGUUGAAAAGUGCUUACCCAAUACAAAGGCUACCAAGAUUGGUGUGCUGCUCCACUGCGAGGCAGGGUUUGUGAUUUUCUUGGCUGUGGGGGAGAAGCAUAACUUGAUCUAUAAAUACAAAACCGAGUUUACUGAAGCCCUGUACCCUGCCUUCUGGUUAUUUUCCAGUGGCACUGUUCUGACUCUCUGCCAACUAAAAGAGUAAGGUCUCAUAUCUUAAUUAAGUUUGCCUAAGUACUUCCAUGCAGAUAAUCAGGCCUGUAGCAGCUCUUUGUGUAUCUCAGUCUAAGGAAUGAAAAUUAUUAGGUCUUUUAAGCAGUUUGGGAAAUCUGCUGAUUCUUUGGUCUAAAUUGCUGAAGUAGUUAGAUAGUGAUACAGUAAAAUGAUGAUAGUAAAAACUGGGAUGAAAGGUUUUGAAAAGACCUUGAUUGUCCUUCUAAAAAGAUAUAAAUUGUUGUUAAAUGUCUUCAGUAGCUGCUGUGACUUUUGUGGCUUGUUGUAAAGGAUCCCCAGAAUUAGUUUUCAGAUCUAAAUGUGUUUCACAGGUAGCAAUAACCCCUUUGAGAAAGAAACAGGAAGAAUUCCUUGACAAAUUCAGGUUCCAAGCUUUGAGGCAGAUCUCGGUGUUGCCUUUUUCUCUGUCCUCAGACUGUUGCCCAUAGUCAGGAUUUGCAAUACACAUGUUCUGGUGUAUGAAUCCAUGAGAUGGCACAGGCUGAGCUGUUAAGUAAGUUACAGUUUUAUGACACUAAGUUAUAAAAUCUCAUCAGAAUGGAAAUGCAGAGAUUCUAGACUUGACAGGGAAGAAAUCGUGUCAGAAUCACCAGGAAGUACCAUCAGCAUCAACUCUGAGACUGGGAAUAUGCCAGAGAAUCUUCAGGAAGACAUCCUGCAGAGCAGUAGCCUGUGCCCUGUGAUAAUGCAGUUUGUGGGUUGAAGCAUUCUGUCUCAUGUUCUGAGCCAGCACAUGCUUCAGAUCUUCACACUGAAGGCUCUUCAGUUCUGUUUUUUUUUUGUGUGCUGAGGAGUUCAGGGAGAGCAUUUUUGGCUUGCAUAGGGAGCACAAAUGUGCUGUUCACUUAAAGCAGGGUCUCCUGUGUGUCUUUCCUCUUUGUGAGGUGGGAUAUUCUCUGCUGGUGUAUCUUCAGUUGUUCAUAUGGUAGAAACUGGAUUUUCUACAUGUUAUUGGGACUCUGACUGGAGGAGCCUCAAGACAGUGUGCACACUACCUAGAAAAUGCUGCUUCUUCUCUGCAUGAAGCCUAUGGGCAGAUAAGUGGGUCUUCUAAAACAUACAGGGAAUUAGAACAAAGGAGAAUACCCAUCCAUUCCCCCUGGGAUGGAUUUUUAAUUCUCCUGGUGUUCCUUGCUUUGGGUUGUGGUACGUUUUCAGAAGUCCUCACCAUGUACAGAAGAAUCUGCACUUCUUAUGACUUUAAAAGAAUCAGUAGGCAAGCAAGGUAUUUGGAUCUCAUAGUUACUGGGCCUGUAUCUUGUUGAUGCCUCUGGACUUACUAUGCUAGCUCUUAUUUCUUACAGUAGCCCAGGAAGAACAUUCUUGAAGCAGAGUAUUCUUGGACUCUGAUUUGUAAAACUUCCCCUUAUGGGACCUGGUGAAAUAGAACAUAAAGCUACUGCUGGCAGUUUGGAAGGGACUUGUUAGGAAGCUCAGAACUCCUGUCCAUUUCACAUUAGCCAAAGUACUUUAGAGAGAGACUUGCAGGAAUUCAGGUUUGGUGUCUCUAUUUUUACUUGGUUUGUAAACUCUUAGUACUUUGUCAAGGAUAGCAGGAAUCUGAUGAGUUGCUUCCUUUUGCCCAUCCUUUCUUUGGCCAGAAUAGGAUAUGGAACUGGUGAUGGACCUGAAAGUGCCAGGGCUGUCUUUGGAGUAGUUGUACUAUCUCAAGGGUCUCAGCUUUCCAAAGCACACCCAGCACUAAAACGAAGCAGAACACUUCAAAAGGUGUGGGAGGAGGAUGUGCACUGAUACGAGCCAGCAAUGAAUGCAAAACCUUUUUCCCUGAACUUCCAGUUUUUCAGCAGUGAGGGACAAGAGCAGUUUCCUCUGAGAAAUCCUGUCCCUUCAGCUGCUUGGCUGUGGCACAGUGCUGCAGAUCCCUCAGCAGGGUCCUGGAAGAGCACUCUGUCUCCUUGGCCAUGAGGAAAAACGUGCUCUGAUGGUUUCUGCAGUGGAGAAAGUCCACAUUUCCUGUUGCUUGCUUCUUGACUUUUAAGGGGUGUUAAUGAUAAACUCUAAGUCUAUGAGCUUUUUUAGCCAUACUCUGGAGUGAUACUCCAGCGAAGUUAAGAGCAGCUUUUAUUCUGCCAUGCUGGACAAGGUGGGAUUCUUUAAAUGUGGUCUUCGUGUAUGACCAACAGCACAUAACACAAGAGGGGUUUUGGAUUACCACAGGCAGUGAACCAAGCCUGAUGCUGUAUUCCCGAUGCUCCUUUUUGUUUUCUCUUGUGCUGUGAAUCACUGGAAAUGAUGGAACAAGGUUCUGUUGAUUUGGAAUUAAAUGAGAAAUGAAUAACUGAAUCACUGCACUCCUGAAAACUUACUUUGGUUAGCUUUGGAUAUCUUGGAUAUAUGGAAAUGGGGAUGAUUAACAUUAGAAACAUUAGCUACAACAUGAUAAAUAAUGAAUGGUUCAAAAGCCUCUUCAGCACAAGUGAAGUGUUAUUACUCUGCUAGUAACUAUGUAAGCUGUCCUGGUUUUAAACAAGAUAUAGAUUCAAGCAUAUAUUUUAAUUAUACUCCUGUUAGUCUAGAAAAAAACCCUAAUCCUGGUAUUAAUGAAGCCAUGAGAUUUAUAAUGAUUUGCAUAUUAACAUACAAGCUAGAGUAAAUGGAGAAAUGCUUGCCCACAAAAUACAGUGAUCUGUUUAAAUUUAAUCUUUUCUUCAAUGAGACACAACAGUGAUGUACUGCAGUAUAGAAAAAUAAAUGCUUAUGCAAUUAUAGACCUGUUGAUUGUACUGAUAUAUCAGCUAUGUACUUCAUAUAUACACAUAUACUUCAGUAAGUAUACUAUAUGUUAGUUCACGUAGAUGUGUCAGCUAGACAUCCUUAUGAGGGCCACAGACAGAGUUUAUGCCAUCUGUUCUAUGACUGUGCCUGUAACUGUUGUAGAAGCUGUUGAUCUUUUUAGCUCUAACGUGAAUUAAUAGUUGUACUCUGAAUUCAAUAAAUACUCAUAGUAAACCCUAA
Molecule: messenger RNA, 4975 nt
Organism: Pezoporus occidentalis (night parrot)
Lineage: Eukaryota; Metazoa; Chordata; Aves; Psittaciformes; Psittacidae
Gene: TRIM25
Product: tripartite motif containing 25
Molecular function (GO): zinc ion binding; protein binding
Source: RefSeq, a predicted model, not a curated record